Molecule: messenger RNA, 4245 nt
Organism: Haliaeetus leucocephalus (bald eagle)
Lineage: Eukaryota; Metazoa; Chordata; Aves; Accipitriformes; Accipitridae
Gene: KCTD12
Product: potassium channel tetramerization domain containing 12
Exons: 3
Coding region: 1-870 (289 amino acids)
Biological process (GO): regulation of G protein-coupled receptor signaling pathway
Cellular component (GO): postsynaptic membrane; presynaptic membrane
Source: RefSeq, a predicted model, not a curated record
AUGCGCAUGGCUUUGGACAUCAUAUGGCGCUGCACAGGAGAAUGGUGGGUCUUUCUCAUCCGGCCUCCCACUACAUGUUACACGCAUAUCCACGCAGACACGAGGAGCCAGGCUCGCCCGGUAAAGUGCCGCUUGGCAGGCAGCUGGAGGGGACCCCACCCGCGCGGGGGUCCCCCUCGCCGCCAGCGCCUUCCCCCGGCCCGCGGGAGCCGAGCCCCACGGCGGGGCACCCCCAGCGCGGCGCUCUCCGUCCCGCCCGACGGGGCGCGCUGCGGCUGCCGCCGGGUCUCCCCGCAGGGACGGGGACGGCCGGGAGGUUCUCAGGGGGGCCCUGAGGGCGUUAAAAACCUGCGCUGCGCCGGUGUCUUGCGAGCCCAGAAGCAGGCAAGGGACCCGGGGGAGGCGAGAGCCGCGGCCUCCGCCCCGUCGCCCACCGCCAGCCGCAGCCCCUCGGGCGGGCCGCUGCUCACGCCCUCGCAGUCGCUGGACGGGGCGGGCGGGCGGCGCUCGGGCUACAUCACCAUCGGCUACCGGGGCUCCUACACCAUCGGGCGGGAGGCGCAGGCCGACGCCAAGUUCCGGCGGGUGGCCCGCAUCACCGUCUGCGGCAAGACGGCGCUGGCCAAGGAGGUCUUCGGGGAGACGCUGAACGAGAGCCGCGACCCCGACCGCCCUCCCGAGCGCUACACCGCCCGCUACUACCUCAAGUUCAACUUCCUCGAGCAAGCCUUCGACCGGCUCUCCGAGGCCGGCUUCCGCAUGGCCGCCUGCUCCUCCACCGGCACCUGCGCCUUCGCCCCCGAGCAGGGCGGUCCCGCCGAUGACAAGAUCUGGACCAGCUACACCGAGUACGUCUUCUGCCGGGACUGAGCGUCCGCCCGGCCCCCGGCGCGGGGAGAAGGCGGCGGUCCCCGCGCUCCCUCGCGCCCGCCGUCCCCUCCCGGCCUGGAGGAAGGAGGGCGCGGAGGGGGGGCCGCGUCCCCCCUGCCCUUCCCUCGCCCCGGCGUCCGCCUCCGCGCACGAGGCGGGUCAGCCCCCAGCGCGGCCCCCACCCCUCCUGCACGCACCUGCUCACGGCCCCGGGGACACGAGGUCACCGCCUCGCGCCUCGGCCGCCACGUCCCUGCUCAGCCGCCUUGUCCCGGCUCGCGCCAUCAUCCGCCCUCCAGACCUCCCAGUAGCUGUGUCGGUAGCGAGGAAGGAGAGGGGUGGCGGGAGUAGACAAAUGACCCGUCCCAGGAAAGCGUGCGGGCGCGCCCGGCCCCUGCCCCUCUCCGCGCACGGUUACGCUGGGGUGUUUUAAAAACUACCCGCUUAGGGCCUGAGGAGCUUUUCGGUUGCUUUUCAGCAACUUCUGCUGACGAUGGCACGAUCAAUGGCUGUCUUUUCUCAUCACCAUACCCUUAAGCAGGAUUUCGCCUUGUUGGGUGGACCCAUAAUGGUCCGUUCUAUCCUCCCAUCCCAUCAAAGUGAUGCACGUCUGUGAAGGACCGUCACAUAGAAGUGAUGCCUGACUGUGAGGGUGUGGCACUCCGGCUCGCACCUCAUCUCUAGAGAUGAGUAAUUCUGCAGGAGGCGUGCGCGUGGCCCUUCCUGACCGGUUGCAUCCAUCUCCCCUCUCUGCUCCCUAUCUCUCUGAACUCCCCUCUCCAAGCUCUUAAACUGGACCAGGGCCUGCACAGCAGGCGCGUAAGGCUGAAGUAAAAGGACAGGUUCGCUGGAUAACCAACCAUUUGAACUAUAAAGUGUCCUCAGAGACACGCAUUUAUUCCCUCGAGAGGUAAAAAAAAAAAAAAGACGCUUUGAAAAACUAAAGUGCUUGUGAAUCGUAACUUUCAUGGGUGGUGUGAAGUCCUUAUAAUUCUCUUGAAGUUACUGUCUAUAAUAUGCGUAGAAAUCUCAAUGCGUAUUUCCUUAAACACCCUCAAAACGAUGGGGGAGAGGUGAAGCCAGGCACGCCAGAGUGAAGGUAGGGCCUGCUUCCUGGGAAGCUGAAAUCUUGUAUGUUGAAUUAAUGCAGAUGUACAUCAUAAGUGUAAUCAAGAGCACCCUGCUUGUUACUUUAAGUUUUGUCAUGUUAGUGCUGUAAAACUUUGAAGCCAACAGGAUUGAUGCUGAAACCACUUUUUAAGAAACCAGGGCAAUGACACUGCUGAGAGUUAAGUACUUCUUCCUUGACAAACUUAGUGCUUCUUAGAAAGGAUUAAGCCCCGUCCUUACAAAAAAACAAAAACGAUGCCAACUUUCUUCAGGGGAAAUUACCCCUUCUAAGCUGUAUUAGGUUCGUGCUAUCUAACAGUCUUUCUUUCCCAGAGGAGGCAGCCAUAGCUUGCUUUGGAACAGACGGUCUAAGCAGCAGGUUUUACAGUAGGGAAGAUUGAGCAGCUCUUUCUAAUAAAUUCUUGAAGACUGGAGUACAAAAUCACUUUCCUUUAAAACCUGAACUUGAUUUAAAAGCCUGUAUUGUCCAUUCAGACCUUCACGAAAAAAUAUCCUAAAUGUAUCCAAAGUGUUGAAGAAUUUAGAAGUACAUAUUAAAGGCUUGAAGUUACAUUUCUAAAACUCUUGAAUAAUAAAUUGUUCUAACUCCAAAUUUAGAAAUACUGCUAGCACUUGCAUUCUAACCAAAGAAUUUCACAGUAGGUUUUUAUUUUUAAAACUUUAAUUCCUCUGAAAAGAGCUAUAGCUACAUAUGUAUGGAGUUGAGUUUCAGUGCUCAGUCUCUCUGUUCACCACUUGGUCUUUCAUUAAGUGCAUGCACAACUGCAUAAAACUGAAAAUAAUUUGCAUCAUGUUGUUUUUUUUUAUAUUAGAAAGAUUGUUUAUCAAUGUGAUUAAAUGGAAGAUGCGCAUACGAAAGCGCUGGGUAUUGUCCAGUUGUAGAUAGUUGUAUAAUGGAGUAUUUUUAAAAGGAGAGAAAUGUAUACCUGCCAAAUUAGAUGCCAGAUUAGAGUGAGAGGCCAAUACACCUGAAAAUGGAAUGAAACCUGUUUGUCCUAUGCCUUACUCUGAGAUGAUUUCUUUGUGCUUAACUUAUUUAUACCACAAGUGAAAGGACAUUGAUCACAGCUACUAGGUCUUUACAAUGCCGUUCUCGAGAAUAAUGACUGUCUUUUUCUAGUUUCUGUUAAGUAAUUCUGAAGUAUGUUUUUUAAGAUUUUGUAUAAAAUCAGUUUUCAGUACAGUGUUCAAAUUCACUCUAGACAGCUUUCUUUUUUUAAGAAUCUGGUAGCUUACUAAAUCCAUCAUAGGAGCUAUGAAUAGGGGCAGAUUUAAAUUGAACUUGUGAUUUAGUGUACAUAUAUAUACAGUAUAUAAACAUUUUACACGAAUCAUUUAGUUUUUUAAUCAUUUUAGUGCUACAGAAUUUCAUAAUAUAUCUAGCUGAGCAUUUACAUAUAACGCUGUGUACAUAAUACGGUAAUGUUUUACUGGUUUCCUAUACCUAUUUCUAUGGAAAAACUGAAUAUGAAUAUCAGCUUGUAGAACUGAAAUCGAUUACGUAUUUGCUUGAAUGUGAGUCAUAACUAGCUUCCAGGUGGCUGAAUGCAUCUCUAAAACAAAGAUUGCCUGUAUUUUGAUCAAUGAUUGCCUAUCUGUUUGCUGGCAGAUGACCCAGAAAUUCUCAUAUUUUAAGUAAACAUGGGUGUAAUAAAAAUAUAAACCGAUGAUUUUUUAAUCUUUGUGUUUGUGCUAAAAACUCUAAGCGUUAGUAGUAUUAGGAAAUGGGGCCCUUCAUUUACUGACAACUCAUUACAUUUAGGGUUAAAAUGAUGGUGCCAUAAACGUAAUAGUCAUUUGAUGGCUUGCCACAGAAGACGAUAUUUUUCUUAAACAUUACUCAGUAAUUUCAGUAAAAUAUUUAAAAGGUAGAACGCCCAAGGCAAAGUCACUGAGUUUUGCUGGUCUCUUCUAUUGAGAGCUCAAAGAAUGGAUAAACACGAUGACUCUGCUAACCUGUUGACAUGCAGAAGGACAAAAAUCUAAAGGCACAAUACUGUAUACAUUUUGUAGCUGUCGUUGUUCACAGUUCACGUACUUAGGGAUGAAUGCAGUAGCAUUUACAAGUGCUAUUAAAAAAACAAAGGCAGUCUUUCCUUUAAUUAGAAGUUAAUGCAUAGGUCUUUUCAGUGAUGCAUAUCAAGAAGGGUGACUUUGCAGAUGUUUGAUAGGAUGUUUAUAUUUUUAUACAUGUAGAUAACGAGCCACUUACUCAUUCUUAUUUUCACAUGUAUAGCAUUGAAA